AUAUUGACCUCGUUAUGAUUUCUCCAUAAUUGAUAUUCGCGUUAACCCUGAUUAGCCAUAUACGUAUUAAGUUAACUUAGCUAAAGGUCAGGUUAUUAAAGUACUUGCGUUCGUAUCCGUGUUUUAAAACCGUAAAACAAAGAUAUUCCCGUAAAGGGUAGCUACGUUCAUAAAUGUCCCUUUGUUGUCAACGUCAACAGAGAUAAUGUCACCUUGACAUAUGACAUGUAUGCGAUGGGAACGUGACGGAAUUGAUAGCAAUAAUUAUGUCGUUCUUAAUUUAUUUUACUGUUAACUAUGUAAAUUGAAUUAUCGCUAGCAUCCAUUAGACGUUAUGCUCGCGUCUGUCGGGGAGCGUGGGCUGUAGAGAUGGACGACGGGGGUAUGAACCACUACGAGCAACAGCUGUACACAGUGUUCAAAACGUUCGACGUAGAUAACUCGGAGGCGCUGGACCGCGCGGCCGUGCUGCAGCUGUGUGACGCUUUGCAGCUGGAGGGUCGCGGCGCCGCGCUGGUCGAGUCGCUGUUCGAGCGUCGCACCGAGCGCGUCACCUUCGCCACCUUCCGCAACGGGCUGCUCGGCGUGCUCGGCGCCAGCGAGCCCGCGCCCGCGCCCGCGCCCGACCACAGCGACGACGACUCCUCCGGCCGCGAGGUGGCGCCCAAGUUCGUGUUCGGCUCCAAGAAGUACGGGCGCCGCUCGCGGCCCGUGCGCGGCGCCCACGACGACGCCGCGCCGCGCGCCGCCUCCGCCUCGCGCCUCGACGCCGACGGCUGCGCGCGCCCCCGCAUGCGCUACAAGCGCAGCGCCUCCGCCAUGGAGGCCCGCACUCCACCCGACCUGCUCGACCACGAGCGCCGCAUAGACCGCGUGCAGGCCGCCGCGCUCUGCCGCGACCUUCACAUGGACGCGAUCGACCCGCGCCUCGUCGACCGCAUCUUCGACGACGCGCCCGCAGAAGAGACGACCGUCGGUGAGUUCUUUGACCAACUCAAUGCGGCGCUGACGCCGUUAGCUGCGGGCGAGGCUACAGCGCCGCCUUCCAUACCGCCGCCCGACCCGCCCGACGGAGAAGACGACGCGGAGGGCACCGUGACCGGCGAGGCGAUCGCGGAGGCCUGGGAGCGCGCCGGGGUGCGUCGACCGCGCCGACUCUUAGCCGAGCUCGGCUUCACUGCCCCCAUUUUGAGUGCCGCCGAGCUGGAACGCGCGUUGGACGACGAGAUACGCGCGCUGCCGGCGCGCGAGGAGCGUGAUGCGAGGCCUCUCCUACAACAGGCGGCGUUGGCAGUCAGCCGUCUACGACGGGCCGGCGCCCGCGCGCGCGCCGCCGCCGCCGCGGCCGAGCGCGACAAGCUCCGCGCCGACCUCGCCGAGGCCAACCGGCGCGCUCAACUCCUCGCCCAGGACGUCGACGAGAACCACGCGCGAUUAGAAGCGGAGAGGCAGGCGGCCAUUCGUCUAUUAGAAGCGCGGCGCGAAACCACGCGCGCCGUCAGCAACGAGGCCGCCGCGGAGCGCGAGCGGGCCGCGACGAUUCGCGCCGAAUUGGAAGCGGAAGUCGCGCGACGCGGAGAGGUAGAGGCGAAGCUGCGCGCCGAGCUGACGGCGCUGCGGUCGAGAUCGGAACAGCUGGAAAGACGCGUGAGCGUCGCGGAGGAGAGGGCUACGGCGGCGGAACGCGAGCGAGCGCGGACGGAAGAGGAGGCGCGCGCGGCGGCCGCGGCGGCGGAAGUGCGCUCGGAGGAGGGUCGCUCGGCUCGCUCGGCGCUGGAGCGGCAGGUGCUGGAGCUGCGCGCGGAGUGCGCGCGGCUGCGGGACCGCGCGGACGAGCUGCAGGCGGGGCUGGAGGCGCGCGCGCGCCCGCCGCCCGCCGCCGCCGCCGCCUCCGCCUCGUGGCGCGACGAGGCCGCACUGGACGGGAUCGAAGAGUGUGACUCGUCACCGCCCAGCAUCGAGCGCCUAGUCCUCGAAACGGACGCCGCUCGCCGCCUCCGGUCAAUCGCCGACUCUUUGUCACCAGAGUGCGCGCACUGCGCGGCUGCCGCGGCGGCGUUGCGGGGGCUGAGCGACUCGCCGGCGGCGCGGGGGCCGAGUGAAGCGACGGCGGCGCAGGGCCCAAGUGAAGCGACAGCGACGCAUAGGUUAAGUGAGUCAACUGAAGCAGCUGUUCAGACAGAGGAAAGGGAUGAAGAAAAGCGCAUCGAAGAGCUACAGAAGAAACAUGAAGCCGAGAAGAGUGACUUGAAUAAUUUAAUUGCGCCCCCGGCGAUCGUCGUGCGUUUCUGCCAGCGUCGCCGCAAGGACGAGCUGGUGACGGCGGCGCGCGCGCGCCGCGGCCUGACCAGCGCGGAUGCCGGUCUCCCGGGCCCGGCGGUGCCUAUCUACGUGAACGAGCAUCUCACGGCUGUAAACAAGGUGCUACUUAGGUAUGAAGUGUAUAGACGUGAUAGAACAGGGCGUACAGCGCAGCGCGGCGGGGGCGUGCUGGUGGCAGCGCGGCGCGGGCUGAGUGUGUCGCGCCGGGACGAGUGGUGUGCGUCGCCGCGGCACGAGGAGCUGUGGCUCACCGUGGAGCCGCGGGCCUGCGCCGGCGCCGCGCCCCGCUCUCCGCGCGCCUCGCCCCGCCAUCGCCAACCGGCCGGCCGGCCGCCACUGUUGCACAUCGCUUCGAGCGACGCGCGCCUCGGCGAGCUGCUGGCGCGCGUCGCCGAGUACGAGGCGCAGUUCCGGCCCAGGCUGCCCGCGCUGCUCGAGAGCGAGCUGGAGCCGCAGUACCAGCAGCUGGCGCAGGUCAGUGCUGCGGACAGUCAGCGAGCCACGCGCGCCUCGGCGAGCUGCUGGCGCGCGUCGCCGAGUACGAGGCGCAGUUCCGGCCCAGGCUGCCCGCGCUGCUCGAGAGCGAGCUGGAGCCGCAGUACCAGCAGCUGGCGCAGGUCAGUGCUGCGGACAGUCAGCGAGCCACGCGCGCCUCGGCGAGCUGCUGGCGCGCGUCGCCGAGUACGAGGCGCAGUUCCGGCCCAGGCUGCCCGCGCUGCUCGAGAGCGAGCUGGAGCCGCAGUACCAGCAGCUGGCGCAGGUCAGUGCUGCGGACAGUCAGCGAGCCACGCGCGCCUCGGCGAGCUGCUGGCGCGCGUCGCCGAGUACGAGGCGCAGUUCCGGCCCAGGCUGCCCGCGCUGCUCGAGAGCGAGCUGGAGCCGCAGUACCAGCAGCUGGCGCAGGUCAGUGCUGCGGACAGUCAGCGAGCCACGCGCGCCUCGGCGAGCUGCUGGCGCGCGUCGCCGAGUACGAGGCGCAGUUCCGGCCCAGGCUGCCCGCGCUGCUCGAGAGCGAGCUGGAGCCGCAGUACCAGCAGCUGGCGCAGGUCAGUGCUGCGGACAGUCAGCGAGCCACGCGCGCCUCGGCGAGCUGCUGGCGCGCGUCGCCGAGUACGAGGCGCAGUUCCGGCCCAGGCUGCCCGCGCUGCUCGAGAGCGAGCUGGAGCCGCAGUACCAGCAGCUGGCGCAGGUCAGUGCUGCGGACAGUCAGCGAGCCACGCGCGCCUCGGCGAGCUGCUGGCGCGCGUCGCCGAGUACGAGGCGCAGUUCCGGCCCAGGCUGCCCGCGCUGCUCGAGAGCGAGCUGGAGCCGCAGUACCAGCAGCUGGCGCAGGUCAGUGCUGCGGACAGUCAGCGAGCCACGCGCGCCUCGGCGAGCUGCUGGCGCGCGUCGCCGAGUACGAGGCGCAGUUCCGGCCCAGGCUGCCCGCGCUGCUCGAGAGCGAGCUGGAGCCGCAGUACCAGCAGCUGGCGCAGGUCAGUGCUGCGGACAGUCAGCGAGCCACGCGCGCCUCGGCGAGCUGCUGGCGCGCGUCGCCGAGUACGAGGCGCAGUUCCGGCCCAGGCUGCCCGCGCUGCUCGAGAGCGAGCUGGAGCCGCAGUACCAGCAGCUGGCGCAGGUCAGUGCUGCGGACAGUCAGCGAGCCACGCGCGCCUCGGCGAGCUGCUGGCGCGCGUCGCCGAGUACGAGGCGCAGUUCCGGCCCAGGCUGCCCGCGCUGCUCGAGAGCGAGCUGGAGCCGCAGUACCAGCAGCUGGCGCAGGUCAGUGCUGCGGACAGUCAGCGAGCCACGCGCGCCUCGGCGAGCUGCUGGCGCGCGUCGCCGAGUACGAGGCGCAGUUCCGGCCCAGGCUGCCCGCGCUGCUCGAGAGCGAGCUGGAGCCGCAGUACCAGCAGCUGGCGCAGGUCAGUGCUGCGGACAGUCAGCGAGCCACGCGCGCCUCGGCGAGCUGCUGGCGCGCGUCGCCGAGUACGAGGCGCAGUUCCGGCCCAGGCUGCCCGCGCUGCUCGAGAGCGAGCUGGAGCCGCAGUACCAGCAGCUGGCGCAGGUCAGUGCUGCGGACAGUCAGCGAGCCACGCGCGCCUCGGCGAGCUGCUGGCGCGCGUCGCCGAGUACGAGGCGCAGUUCCGGCCCAGGCUGCCCGCGCUGCUCGAGAGCGAGCUGGAGCCGCAGUACCAGCAGCUGGCGCAGAAAACUCCUUUGGCUCCGCGGCCGGCGUCUGACGGCGACCAGCGUCUGGGCUCGCAGCCACCUGGAAGUGGCACGUGCGCGUGCGCAGCGUGGACGGCGGCGUGGCGGCGCUGUGCGGCGGCGGAGGGCGCGACGCUGCGCACGCGCUGCGCGCACGCCGAGCGCGCCGCCGCGCGCCUGCUGGCGCGCCUGCACGCCGCCGACGCGCUGGUGGCCGAGCUGUACAAGGAGAACUGCCAGCUGCAGCACCGGCGCGUGUCGCCCCGGCUGCUGUGACGCAGGUACGAGUGCGCCGACUCUCCGGAAGUUUACCGAGUGCGAAGCGACAGGAGCUUCUAUAUUGACACAUCCGCGCCGACGAACGAGUGACGUGUCAGAAACGAAGCUGUCGGAUAGCUAUAUUGUCACGUUACGCUUUUGUAAGAGUACGCUUCGAUUACCGUACCGUGUGCGCCCCGAGCUCGGAUCGCCGCGGCGAGAUCCCCGGUCGUUGAAUAAACGAGUACACUCCUGUUGAAUCGUCGCGCCGCCUCCGCUCAAAACGACCGGGAGCCUAGAUACGAAAUGUAUACGAAAGCGGCGGGAGUAGAUAGCUUCUUAUACUCGCUUUUCGUUAGCCUCCGAACCUAUGUUCUCUAUGACGGAUAAGAUGUUUCGGCGCAUUCGCUACCGUAAACUUCCGUACCUCCAAAUACAUAUUCAGCAUAAUGACCUACCAUAAUGAAGAUCUUUCAUACUUUAUUUUAAUUUAUGAAUUUCACUACCAUAAUUCUUACUUCUAAACUGACCGAACGGCCUCGUCCAACGAUUACUUCCAUAUCCAAAAUAAAAACCGGAAACAAAACCGAAAAACAAAUCACGAGCCACAGGAAUAAAUAUGUGCAACACUAUUUUAAACAGCUGACUGAGGACAGCCCUCUCGCCGAGAAUAUUGGCUCGAAUGAAGCAAACGAACGCACAUAGGCACGGGCGGUUCCGCACGACGCUCGCUCAGUGUUGAGCUCACCCAGCGGAGCCCGCUUACGACACCCAAGUCUAGUAUCAGAAAUGUACAGUAAAUCAUUUAAAUUGUAGUUAAAUAUGCCUACUCUGUUGCCGCAUUUAUACAGGCCAGAUUAACAUGUACGUUUGCGCGAUAAAAAGUUGUGAUUACGAUUAUGUGACAUCAUUCCGAAUUAGAAUAAGAAUUUAUAAGUAUAAAUCAAUAUUGCGUCGACUGUGUGUCUCAAAUGAUGCCAUAUAUCAUUAAUUUAUUUUUGACAAAACCGUUGAAAUUUGUUAAAAGCUUCUGUUUUAUUAACAUCGACAAUUUUAUUGAAAAUUACCGACUUAUUAUACCAAGGAGUAUCUAUUCAAUAUUUCAUAACUAUUUAAGUACAAUUAUAUUUUUACUUUUUGUAUACUAAAUGUAUUCAUAUUGAAAUGUAAAAAAUACAUACUCAAAACCUGUUAAUAUUGAUAUUUAAAAAAAUAAUUAAUUGAGAAGAUAUUUUUAGAAAUUGUAAUAAAAGUGCAUCGGUGACGGAUGCAGUUUUAUCACGAGGUCAGACUAUUUCCCAUAGUACCUAUAUUUACAAUAUAUGUAUGUUUAACUCCACUUUGUUGUUAUAAUGUUUAAUCUUCAAACUUGGCAUAAGGUUUUGACCAAUAUUUAAAAUGUACAUACUGUACAUAAAUGUGACCUACAGAUAUGUCAUUUAUUAUACAUUCUUAUAAUCAUGUUAUAAUUUGUGCAUACUAUAAGUUUUGUCACAAUUUCGUUUUCUGUCAACCCCUUAUUUGCCAAGAGUGGCACUGAAACUUGAGUAGUUUCAUGUGCUCUGCCUACCCCUUCAUGGGAUACAGGCGUGAUUGUAUGUAUGUUGUAUGUAUGUAUAAGUUUUGAACAAUAGGGUUCCUUCCAAAACGUUUGUGAACUGUAAAAGAUGCCUAACAUUUUAAUUAUAUUGUUGACUUAAAUACUUUUGCUGUACAUGCUUCCAUAACAGUUUCUUCAUGCCGGGAUCAAUAAGUUGACCCAUAUAAUCUUUGAAUUAUUAUAUUUUAAUAUUUAGACAACGAUAUACCUACAAUAGAUAUGAUGAAGCUGCUCAACAUUGCCUACUAUGCGAAAUAUUACCUAGCUAGAGACUCUAGCUACUAACGUCGUGUAGUUCAAUGAUAUAUUUAGUGACGUAAGUGUAUAUGUGGGCGUGUAAUGCACGCCGAUAGUGCCUUUUUGUCGAAGUCGGCGCUGACAAAUAAUGUGUAUAAUUUCUCCACUGAGAUCUUAAAUUAUUUGCCGGUCAUACACAGAUUAUAUUUAAACAUUAAACAAUGUCAAGGCAGUCAAAAUAAUCUAAUCGCGACUGUUAAUACUGUUAUACAGAGUGCGUGCUCCAAUAUUUUUGGUAUUUUGGACGUUUUCAUGGAGUUUUUAAUUGUGCGUUUGUCGUCGGUACGACAAACAUAUUACUUAUAUUAAAUCUUCACGUUUAAAGGGUCGAAAUCUAUUUCGAAAUUAGUUAUAACUUUAUAACGUAUUAGCCAGCUGUGUUAUUUUGACCGGAAAUAUUGUUGAUGCAUCAUCCUGCACUUAAAAGAGUUGUGUUGUUGUGAAUAUGUACGGAUGUGUAUGAAUGUUGUGUUUUAGGCGUAAGUUUGUAAUUCUAUAACACGGUCUACCGAGAAGUGCUUCGUGAUGACUUCCUGCAAAGACAGGCAAUAACUAAAUCAAUCAUUGUCGGACUCCACAAUGAUUGACCCUGUCUCCCCCAGUCGAAAUAAAAUGCAUUUCUAAGUAAACUUCAAUAUUUUUACACGAUUGUGAGUUAACGUGAUGCAAUUUGAACGAAUUAUAUAUAAAUUACGACACAUUUUGUUGAAAUGUUUAUUGUAGAUAUUUAUAUAAUGAAGAACAAUGAACCCCCCACGGGUUAUAUCUAUCUCAUUCCUUCUCAAGCGAGAGGUCCCGGCCGAGCUGCAGGCCGAACGUGAGAACUUAGUCAAGUAGAUAGGGCGUUUGUAAUUGUAUGACUUAUAGUGUAAUUAAAAUAUUACACACAAGCACUGUGUGGAAAUUGAAAACAAAGUGACCCGUUUUGAUUCCUCUUAGCCUUUAGUAUAUAAAAAUUCACAAUCUGCUUGUUGUUAUUGACGUGUCACAUGAGCAAGACAUUUACUUACAUGUUUUAUAUGAUGUUACCCAGUUGCAAAACCGUCAAUUACCACGACUGCGAUAUUGCACCAUUCAAAUAAAGGCCUUAAAUGUGUUUUAUCCGACAGAUGAAAAUAAUUCCUUAAAGUAAGUAAAUAAAUUUUACGUUUAUGCAACUGGAGACCUUUUUAUCCAAAAUAGCUAGAUUAUUGUUGACAAUUUGAGUGUUUGAUAAUUGAUAUUUUUAUCAUAAUUAUAUAUAGUAUCAUUAUGACGGUUUUAUGUGAUUUUACAGUUAGUAUUGAAACAUCUGUGUGACAAAAUUAGUUAAAAAAUUUAACCGAUGUGUUUUACAAUGAAGGUAUAAAGAAAGAAGCCUCGCUUAAUAUAACGGGCUACUAAUUCUUUAGUUUUAUUCUUCAAUACAAAUGUAUCAAUGCUAACCGUCAUUUCAUCGCAUUUUCGUAAUGUAUGUUAUGUAUAUGUAAUAAUAUGUAUCACCCUUUGUACGAGUUAGCACGACAGUGCAAGUGCGUGUGUAUCGCUAACCCAGCGACAGUUCCCCGGGACGGGAGACGGGACGCGCGCUGCCGACGGCGGCGCCCGCGUGCUUCGUUUCGUUGUCCAAUAAGUGCUAUAUCCUCUUGGUUUCACUUGGACGUGUGUAGGUACAGUUAUUCUGUCAACAUUUUGACUAUAUGUGUGAUGUCGCCUAUUAAAUUCCUUCCUCGUUUUUAAAUUGACCGUUUAAGCUAUACAAGAUCCGCUCAGAAUAGUUUUGGUUUUGGUUAUAUGUGUGAUAUGAUAUAGACUGUACCUACCUGCCUACCGCUUGUCUAAAGUAAACAACUACGUAAAAGUUAACGCUUUCACCACUUGUCAGUAUAUUUAUUAUAAAGACAUACAAUCAAGUGAAACCAACUUAUGCUAUGCUACAUACAGCACUGCGCCUGUUCAACUAUCGCCAAAUCGUAUAUGAAUUGCACUGACAACUUAGUCGUUGAAUAAGUAGUUUGAUGAUUUAAUAAGGAAUCUCAUGUAACUUUAUCAUUUUUAAUUUCUCUAGAUUUACAUAGAGCUUAAAAUUCAAAAUGAUAAAGUUACUUGAGAUUCCUUAACGACUUUGUGUGGGAACAGAAGAGUCAUAGAACGUAUUAAUACAUCCGAUGAUUCUUCUCUUUUCGCACAUACUCUAACGUCCAUCCAGGAUGAUUACAAUUGAAGCCAGAGCCCUAACCUAAAUGUGUUAUGCGCCUGGUAGAAGCACCACUCGACGCCGCCGCCGACGCAUUUUAGCAUCGGCUCGCUGUCGCCGAAAAAUUGGAGGUCGAUGGCCAAUUGGCCAUACCAAUGCCAAGUCGCCGUAUUAUAUUUUUUAUUUUUAUUCCGAUGCAUAUAGUCAUACUAGUUAUGAAAAAAAAGCUGCACUUUUGUAAGUGUAAGAAAAUUUACGUCUCGCACUGAAUAACUUCAAAGAAUGACAGACA
Messenger RNA from Leguminivora glycinivorella, 9135 nucleotides. RefSeq lists its product as uncharacterized. Gene Ontology annotation, biological process: microtubule anchoring at centrosome. The record is from RefSeq and is a predicted model, not a curated record. Gene Ontology annotation, cellular component: centrosome. NCBI's taxonomy places the organism in Eukaryota, Metazoa, Arthropoda, Insecta, Lepidoptera, Tortricidae.